GCCGCCACUACCUAUCCUCCGCCAUGCUCUGAUCACCGCUCCCCCCGCUGUCAAGUGCAUGUCACAGAAGCGCUCAGGAAAGAACGUUGUGAGACCUGCUACGCUUACAGAACAACAGCGCACAAGGGUGUUCAUGUUGUAUUACCUGCCAGUAAAAACAAAGAGUGGGAAGAAAGUGGAGGGGCGUUUAGCCUGAGAGAUUAUUGGUGUUGUUAACGGAGAUAACAAGGCUAUUACUGACAAAGAGUUAGCACACAAAUAGGCCAUGGUCGAUAGUCUAUUUAUGCCAGAUAUCACUGGUAUACAUAAUCUGCGUGUCCAUAAUGCGCUGGCCUUCAUAUCUCUGCCUCCCAUGACAGGUUCUUCCAACCCGACAGAUGAAAGUCCGCACCCGUCCGGUCUUCUUGCAUAUGACGCACUCCCGAAUUAUCAGGACUUUGACUCAAUAACAUCUGAUACGAAGUUCACUGCUGAUACUAGAACCGAUUUCUACGAUCGCAGUCUAACAACGCGGGGAUAUGCCCUUGUCGGAGUGGCAUGCUUGAGUAUCAUCAGCUGCUCAUGCAUCGCUGCAGGCAUUGUCAUGCUAGCCAAACGUGGAGUCUAUGCUGUAGCCGUGUCCAACCUG
This is a messenger RNA of Suillus subaureus, 628 nucleotides long. RefSeq lists its product as uncharacterized. The transcript is spliced from 2 exons. The annotation marks the transcript as partial. The record is from RefSeq and is a predicted model, not a curated record. NCBI's taxonomy places the organism in Eukaryota, Fungi, Basidiomycota, Agaricomycetes, Boletales, Suillaceae.